UAUAUAUAAGAAAAUAUAUCGAAAAAUAUGAAAUUCAUUUUUUUCUCCGUUUGGUGCUUAUCAGUGUUGUUUUCCUUCACAUGUAGUAUUAAUGUUCCAGAUAAUGGAAAAUUGCGCGUUUGUAUUGUUGAAGCGAGAGGUAUAUACCGUAAAACCCCCAAAUUUUGUCCAACAUUGGAGGCUACGUCUAACAUAGAAUGUGUUGUUGGCGUAGAUCGAUUAGAUUGUGUACGCCGUAUACAUAAAGGCACAGCACACUUUGGCGUAUUGACCUCUGAAGAUUUAGUCGCAGCUCGCUGGGCUAGUGUGGAAAUUCUUGUAGCUAGUGAACUACGUUCACAUAAUUCACCUUUUGAAUACGAAGUUGUCGCUGUAGUCGACAAUGAAGCUGAUAUAAACACUGUACAUGACUUACGUGGCUCGAAAUUAUGUCACCCAGGAUAUGGUCUAGAAAAUCAUUGGACAGACGUUUUAGCUAAUUAUUUUGAAUCAACAUUAGUUGCUAAGUCAUGUGAUCCUGAAAUCUCAGUAGUUGAGGAUCGCAUUCGUUCUGCAGCAAAAUAUUUUGGUCCUAGUUGCAAAGCUGGACCUUGGGUUCCUGAUCCAAAACAAGAUCGCAUCUUAAAAGAUCGUUAUUCAACCUUAUGCCAAAUGUGCUAUGAUCCUUAUCGUUGUGGAAUCGGUGAUAAGCAUUGGGGUAGAAGAGGAGCUCUUUAUUGUUUAACAAGUGGUGGAGGUAAUGUGGCUUGGGCACGUUUGGAUGAUGUCCGAAGUCACUUUGGUCUUACUAGCUUGCCAGCACAAGCCGAAUUAUCAGAAUAUAGUUUUCUCUGCAUGGACGGUCACAUGCAACCCAUAAACUCUACUAAACCAUGUGUAUGGGUAGCCAAACCUUGGCCCGUAAUUGCCGCUAGACGAUCUCAUGCUGCUCAAAUACAAAGACUAGUUACAGGUCUAUCACAUGAUGAUCCAAAUAGUUGGCAAAACGCACUUCUUAGUUUAUUAGAAACAUAUCAUAUUGAUAUAAAUCCACUUGACAAUGUAAUACCAAUUGAUGACUAUCUAGAUCAAGCGCCUGCAUUUCAAAGUGCAUACAGUUUUCCAGAAUGCAAUCCCCCACGUUCAAUUGUAUAUUGUACGACAUCAAUUAUUCAACACAUAAAAUGUUCAUGGUUACAGGAAGCUUCUCAAGUGUACGGUGUGGAACCAAACAUUCAAUGUAUACGUUCUGCAAGUUUAGAAUCAUGUAUGGAUGAUACACAAUUCAAAGCAGCGGAUGUCGUUGUAGUAGAUCAAGAAAGUCGUGUCAAAGCACAAAGAGAUUAUAAUCUAUUGCCGAUCCUUUAUGAAUUUUCACAAAAUAUGCAUGAUCGUUACGCUACAAUAGCAGUAAUACAUAAUGAUGCAAAAUAUGAAAGUUUUAAAGAUCUAAAAGAUGUUAAAGCAUGUUUCCCAUCCUAUGAAGGUGCUGCACAUUUGUCCGUACAAGAUACAAUAUAUAAUAUUACUGGUCAAGUAACAAGUAUACAUAACUAUUUUCAUCGUGACUCCUGCACUUGGCAUCCUCACUCACACCGUAAAUGUCCUGAGUAUUAUAAAGGUGAUGAAGGUGCGCUGCGUUGCUUGGCGGAAGGUGCUGACGUAGCUUUCCUUAGCUCUGAUAUAUAUAAGUUAUAUACAGUUGGUAAUUUAACAUCAGACUGGGUUGCAAAAACAAAACAAAAAUCCUUUAAAAUUCUUUGCCCUUAUGGUAGUAACGAACAUGGUUCUAAAUUUGAAUAUUGCUAUCUUCACUGGACAUCACGCGGUCACUUUAUGACUCAUAAUAGCACGAUAGCUCGACGAAAUGAAAUAUAUAAUACGUUAAGUGAUAUGGAUCGUUUAUUUGGAAAGACUUACAAAUCAGAAACACGCCCCUUUACAAUGUACGGAAUAUUUGAUAAACGCAAUAAUGUUUUGUUUCACGAUAGUACUGACAGUUUAAAGGGAUCACAGGAUUUGAAGAAAGAUUAUGCCAAACGCUCUAUGGAAGAUGUAUACGAAAAAUAUGCGAGUCAAUUCUAUACAGAUUAUAGUGCAAGCGCCGCUAAAAAAUUUACAUUCAAUUUAUAUGGAUAUUCGGCCUUUGCAUUCAUUUAUUUAAUAAUUUGCAUGUUUUUCUAUAGUUUUUAAGUCAAUACUUUAUUCCAUUUACUUCAUUAAUGUUUAGUUAUUUAUUGUGAUAUUACUUUGUAAUAGUAUAGUUUUUAAAAUCUUUGUAAUGAAUAUUUAGUGAAAGGAUACAUACAUUUUAAUUUCUCA
This is a messenger RNA of Teleopsis dalmanni, 2301 nucleotides long. RefSeq names its product transferrin-like. Gene Ontology annotation, cellular component: early endosome; recycling endosome; plasma membrane. The transcript has 4 exons. The record is from RefSeq and is a predicted model, not a curated record. Lineage: Eukaryota; Metazoa; Arthropoda; Insecta; Diptera; Diopsidae. Gene Ontology annotation, biological process: iron ion transport. The coding region runs from base 28 to 2172 and encodes 714 amino acids.